AUGCUUUAUGAGAGAACAAAUGGACGUUCUAGAGGUGGUCAGUCUACAAGUUCUAGAGGUGGUGGUCUUCAUCAUUCCGCAAGUUCUAUGAAACAAUAUGAUGAUGAUGAGUAUGAGAAUGACAAUUACGAGAAUGAUGAUUAUGAUCAAGAUGAUACUUACUCUUCUUAUAAAACUAGUGAUCGAGGUUCUCCUGUUAAAAUUUGUGAUCGAGAUCAAUCUAUUAUUCAUGAUCAAGAUCCGUCUGAUGUUUUGAAUGCAGUUGAUAAUCAAGAGCAAAGUCCUUCUGUCACGACUCACAAAGAAUCUUAUUCUAUUAACAAAAAAUCUUAUGUUGAUGAUGUUGACGACUUUGUAGAUGAUCAUCCUGAUACUCGUCAAAAUACUAAUAAUUCUAUAAAAGAUUCAAACCCAAAUAUACCACAUCCUGGCAAACCUUUAAAUAAUAAACAAAUUUAUUUUACGUUACAAACCUUCGGGACUCUGAGACAGUCAAAGAUAACAGUAUCAUCUACAAAUGAAGCUAAGUCUUCAAUGUUUA
Molecule: messenger RNA, 541 nt
Organism: Funneliformis caledonium
Lineage: Eukaryota; Fungi; Glomeromycota; Glomeromycetes; Glomerales; Glomeraceae
Source: the annotation of a GenBank genome assembly